Phycomyces blakesleeanus NRRL 1555(-) is the source of this 673-nucleotide messenger RNA. RefSeq lists its product as hypothetical. Gene Ontology annotation, cellular component: nucleosome. The transcript has a single exon. The record is from RefSeq and is a predicted model, not a curated record. Gene Ontology annotation, molecular function: DNA binding; structural constituent of chromatin; protein heterodimerization activity. Lineage: Eukaryota; Fungi; Mucoromycota; Mucoromycetes; Mucorales; Phycomycetaceae. Bases 64 to 459 code for a protein of 131 amino acids.
AUUUUUUUUGCUUCUACUCUCUCUCUCUCUUUAAACUUUUUUUUAUAUAAUAUAAUAUCAAAUAUGUCUGGAGGAAAAUCUGGAGGAAAAUCUGCUGCUGGUGCCAAGUCCCAGACCCGUUCUGCUAAGGCUGGUCUCCAGUUCCCCGUCGGUCGUAUCCACCGUCUCUUGCGUCGUGGAAACUACGCCCAGCGUGUUGGUGCCGGUGCUCCCGUCUACCUCGCUGCUGUCCUCGAGUACCUCGCUGCCGAAAUCCUCGAGUUGGCCGGUAACGCUGCCCGCGACAACAAGAAGUCUCGUAUCAUCCCCCGUCACUUGCAGUUGGCCAUCCGUAACGAUGAGGAAUUGAACAAGUUGCUCGGUCACGUCACCAUUGCCCAGGGUGGUGUCCUCCCCAACAUCCACGCCACCUUGUUGCCCACCAAGACCAAGAAGGCCGGUGCUUCCCAGGAAGUUUAAAUAUGUUUUUAUAUAUAUAUAUCUAACGACAGAAAAGGGAUUUUAAAAAAAGGAGUGGAAAGAAAGAAGAAAGAAAGAAAGAAAGAAAAGAAAGAAUACGAAAUAUCACGGAAACGAAUAUACGAAAACAAAAAUAAUAAUAAUAAUAAUAUCAAAAAAAAAAAACCACAUACAAAACAAAUUUGUUUUUCAUUACCCCCCCCCCCCCCCCCCC